Molecule: messenger RNA, 2598 nt
Organism: Planococcus citri (citrus mealybug)
Lineage: Eukaryota; Metazoa; Arthropoda; Insecta; Hemiptera; Pseudococcidae
Gene: mus81
Product: mus81 structure-specific endonuclease subunit
Exons: 11
Coding region: 200-2518 (772 amino acids)
Biological process (GO): resolution of meiotic recombination intermediates; double-strand break repair via break-induced replication; mitotic intra-S DNA damage checkpoint signaling
Cellular component (GO): Holliday junction resolvase complex; nucleus
Molecular function (GO): DNA binding; 3'-flap endonuclease activity; crossover junction DNA endonuclease activity
Source: RefSeq, a predicted model, not a curated record
AAACAUGGAAUUUACCGAAAAAUUCAAAAAUUCAUUCAAUUCAAUGUAGACGUUAGUAGACGUAUUUAGACGGAUUUUUAGGAUGAAAUUUUGAUGUAUUUGAUUAUUUUACGCUAUAGCUUUAUUCCUGGAGGAUACUUUUUUAAACGAUCAAUUCUUCUUUUAUUUUCUUUGAAAUUAUUUGAAAACGGUGUCCAAUAUGAGCGACAAGCAAAUCAAAAAUCGACAGAGAAUAACUGUGAAACCAAAAGGAUGUCCGAACCCUCUAUUUGAAAAAUGGUUACUAGAAUGGAAAGACGAAGCUGCUAACCGUAACUCAGAUUUGAAAUAUUGUUUCGAUAAGGCCUUACAAUCUUUACGGAAAUACCCUCUGAAAUUGAAAACUGGUCGAGAAUGCUUGAUACUGAAAAAUUUUGGGACACAUUUAUGCGAAAAAUUGGAUAAAAAAUUAGCAGAGCACAAUAAAAACGCAGGUUCAGCCGAUAGUUCAAACUCUGCUGAUGAUCAGAAUCUAGAUCAGAAUGUUCAACAAGUGCAAUCAAAACCAAAAAAAGCCAAACGAAAAAAGGAUCAAAAUCCGGAAACGAAAUCUGACGAGAGUGCUCCGACGUCUCCUAAGAAAAGAAAAUCGUAUGUACCUGGAUACAGAUCGGGUCCAUAUGCGAUACUAAUCACUCUUUAUCAAGAACAACUGAAACCCACCUAUCCUGGAUUUCUCAAAAAAGCCGAACUUCAAGAAAAAGCUCAAAAUCUCUGUGAUUGCUCAUUCGUUAAACCCGAUCCCGGAAGUCACUACACAGCAUGGAGUUCGAUGUCUACACUUUUGAAAAAAGGUUUCGUCAAAAAACAAGGAAAUCCUGCCAAAUUUUCUUUACUAAAGGAAGGAGAAGAGUUGGCAAAAAAGUUGUACGACGAAAGUAAUUCUAGUUCAUCACUUUCGGCAACGAAACCAGCUCUCGAUUAUCUUCAAAAUACCAUUCCAACUACUCAAACGUACUACGGUAUUGAUUUAUCUGACGAUGAAUUGGAUUUCCCUCCUUUAUCUCCGGCACCUUACGUACCCAGUCCUAUCAAACAGAAAUCUAAACCUUCUCCAGCCAAAAAAACUCUUUCAAUGGCAAUUUCUGACAGUGAUACCGAAUCUAAUUUAGAACCAAAAGUUACCAAAACCAAAAAGAAAAGUCCUAAGAAGUUUAAAUCGCCUAGUAAAAAUGUGUGUCCUCUUACCGUAUCAGAUAGCGAAGAUGAGAUGGUAAAUGGAAAUCAAAAGCCCAGCCCUUCUAGCCCUGAUAUAGACUGUAUCGAUUUGACUGAUGAUAAUAUAGAAGACCAAUUCUCAUGGCAAAAUUCCAAACCAAGCACAAGCAGUACCGAUUGGCUUAACGGAUUCAACGCCAAAAAAGAUGAAUUUUCGUGGUCUAAGACCAAACCAAGCACAAGUAGUAACGAGUGUCUCAACGGAUUGAACUCCAAAAAAGAUGAAUUUUCGUGGUCUAAGACCAAACCAAGCACAAGUAGUAACGAAUGUGUCAACGGAUCAAACUCCAAAAAAGAUGAAUUCUGCAGUAACGAUUGGUUUAACGAAUUCAACACAAAAAAAGAUAGUCAGAAUGAUUUUUCCAAACCAUCGUCUUCUGAAACGAAUUCAUAUUCUUCAGCUGCUGAAGUCGAACAGAUGAUAUUUAUGCCAGGCGAUUUUGAAAUUAUUCUUUUAGUGGAUACUGCAGAGACAACAGGCAAAUUUCGAAAUGCAUUGAGCGAUGAUCCGGCAAAAGAGUUGACGAAAUUAGGUACCAAAUUUGAAAUCCGUCAUUUAAAAGUAGGAGAUUUUGUCUGGAUUAGUAGACAUAAAAACGGCAAAGAAUUGACUCUACCUUAUGUUGUGGAACGGAAACGAAUGGAUGAUUUAGGCGGUAGCAUUAAGGAUGGCCGAUUUCACGAACAAAAAUUUCGUUUGAGACAGUGCGGAUUGCAUAAUGUGAUAUACUUGGUAGAAAAAUAUGCCCACGAGAAUAGACUUGGUUUACCAUUGAAUACUUUGCAUCAAGCUGCAAUGAAUACUCAAGUUAUAGAUAAUUUUCAUGUAAAAUAUACGGGAAGCUAUAAUCAUUCUAUGAUGUAUCUAUCUAUGAUGACAAGUUUACUGAGUGAUAUGUUUAAAGAUAAAACUUUAAUUAGUUGUCCUAAAAACAACUUACCUCCAUUUAAUAUCAAAGACGAAUUAGUAUCUUUGAUUACUUUCGAAGAAUUUACCAAAAUCUCAGCUAAAAAUAAGGUGUUGAAAGUUAAUGAAAUGUUUAUAAAACAACUUCUCCAACUGAAAGGAUUAUCUGUUGAAAAAGCUACAGCCAUUACAGAAAUAUACCCCACGCCAAGAAGACUGAUAGCAGGUUUCAAAGAAUGCACCAAACCAGAUUUAUUAUUAGCAAGUAUUCAAUAUGGUGCAUUAAAGCGAAACAUUGGACCCGCUGUUAGUAAAGCUGUUUAUCAGUUGUAUUCUAUCAAAAAAUUCCCAUAAGUUUUUUAUAAUUUAUUGUGCUGACAAAGUUGUGUAAUUUUUUUUUUACGUAUUCAAGUAAAAUUUUUUAAAGACUUUCA